AUGGGCCACAUGAUAUCCGUUUUCUUCGCCGCUUUGACACAAUGUCUGCCUAUUCACAUGUACUGGAACCACUACUACACGGACGAGACUAUAAACGGCAAGGUUGUCAACCCGAAUUAUCAGUGCUACACCAUGGCCGCCUUUUCUCUCGUCACUGCUGGCCUCGCGAUUCUGACGGAUGUCCUCAUACUGCUCGUACCCGUAGCCAUGAUGUGGAACUUGCGCAUGGCACUCCGCCAGAAAUUCGCUGUCAGCGCCGUACUCUCUGUCGGCUGGAUUGUAGCCAUUCUCGACAUUGUUCGGGUUGAAGUUUUCUAUGACUUUUGGUACCCAUCGAGUACCUCCAACGACCCUACGUACAAAGUUUCCAUUACCCUCUCCGGCAUCGAAGUCAACGUCGGGAUCAUGACCGCCUGCGGUCCCGCGCUUAAAGCCCUAGCAACGCGAUGCGUACCGAACCUUUUCAGCUCCAAGAGCACCACACAGACGAAUGCAUACCACACACGCGAAUACGAAACGAAUUCAAGUGCUGGCACAACAAAGAGCGGCCGCUUCGUUACGACGGCGCUCCAGCCACGCGACAACAACAGUGAUAGUCAAGCGCACAUCGUGCGCGAUAGCAGUUCGUAUACAGACAACAAGAGCAUAGAAGCGCCAUCGAUAAAGGAAGCGGCGGCGGUACCAAACAGCAAUACAUGGACGACCAGCAAGGGCUGA
Alternaria postmessia is the source of this 717-nucleotide messenger RNA. RefSeq lists its product as uncharacterized. The transcript has a single exon. Bases 1 to 717 code for a protein of 238 amino acids. The record is from RefSeq and is a predicted model, not a curated record. Lineage: Eukaryota; Fungi; Ascomycota; Dothideomycetes; Pleosporales; Pleosporaceae.